GUGGUGGUGGUGUGUGUGGCGGUGCAGCCGACUUGUGGUGGGGAACGUUAUCUUGUAAACGUACCUAACCUCUUUAUGUUAACGCCUGAGAUAAGUGUCACAACUAAACAAUACUAGUGUGGAUUUACGUGAUUACCAGUUGGAUAAUACCACGACGUCUGGGAUCUGACAUACCAACAUCAUGCACAUCAACGGCGGUGGUGGUGAGGAGAGGGGAAAAGGAGAGGAGAAUGGCAUCGACAGCUUCAAUCCGUUCUUCACCCCACAGCACCGCACUACCAGCCCCGCACAGUCCUAUUUCAGUGUUCCCAAUUCCCAGGACUCUCUGGAUGUAUACCACGACGCCUACACUUCUCUCCAAAGACCACAUAUCAACUCCCUCGCCAUGGGAGAGAGAAAACGCCAUGCCAGUUUGGGGGCCGCUGCCAGAGAAAAAGGAUCUGGCGUCGAGAUGAGUUUAGUGGAGGAUUCGACGAAAAUGAAAGGUAUGUUGCCCCACGAGCCAGCUGUGGUAGCUGAUGGCAGGACUCGCCAUGCCAGCUGUAGCGUCACUUCUGCCAUCAACACUAGCCGACCUCAUGGUAUUAACAAUCCUUACCACAUUGGUCGUCUCUCCCUUUCUACCAAUUCUCUCAAAAAGAAAACUGACCGGGAUCAUCCGUCUAAAAAAAUGGGAUCGUUACAGAAAAUAGGAGAAAGCAGUAACUGUAACUGGGUGCCCAACUAUAUACCGCACGUCGAAGUGAAACAAAUCUCGGAGGUCGAAGACGUUAAAGAGGCCCCGGCACCUAUUGCGAGGGACACACACCCCAAGAAGCUCAGUAGUGCUGAUGACGCCGCCUGGAGGAGAAAUUACGUGCCUUGUGUGGAGGUCGACCGUUUACUAGGGAGGAUUGAUGAAGGCGAGAUCCAGUUGUGUCCCGGGCAGAUAGAGCAGUCCAAGGAGACCGUUAUGCACAUGUACACCUUCGGGCCUGUACAGCGCCGUAGUGUGGGGCUCCAGCGUGUACGUCAAGAGUUUAAAGCAGAUAACCUCUAUCUUCACCACAAAGCUCCUCACCUUUUUGUCUCCUCACAAUGGCAACAGCACAACCGUAUGUCAUGCCUGUAUCUGGGUUACCGUCUGUUCUGGGCUCUGUACUUCUGUAUGUGGGCUGUGUGGGCCUGGGUAGGGUCUAUGGGCUAUGAUGCAAAUAUUUCCAUGAAAGGAUAUUUCAUGGUGUACAUGACUAACUGGGGCCUUUGGACGCUUGCAAUAGAUACAACAAUUCAGGCCUUUAAUAUUGUUCUUCACUUCAAGAAAAUUUCAGAGGAUGGUGAUGCUUCAUAUCCUUCAAUGACGGGGCUGAUGAAGGUGUCGUGGACACUCUCCAACAUCACAGGGGCAGUUCAUCUCUUCAUUACCUCAGCAUACUGGAUCACUGUUUAUCCUAACAGGAGUGGUGAGUCCCAGGCAACAGAGAGCUUACCAGAUGAAGAACUGAAUGAGAUAGGUGUAAAUACCCACAUUAUGCCUGGGCUUUAUAUCUUGUUGGAUGUGGCCAUUUCGGCAACCCCUCGUCGUCUGCUUCACGCCUACCAACCAUCACUCUUCAUCAUUGCCUACACCUUCUUCAACCUUACCUACUACCUGUGUGGCGGUCUGGAUUACCAAGGUCGCUCUGCACUGUACCCUGUACUAGACUGGACUAGUCCUGGAACAACGAUUGCAAUAAUGUCUACAGUGAUUCUAGGACUUAUACCCUUUCUUCACGCCAUACUUUGUGCCCUCUACGCCGCAAGAGUCAAGGUUUGGCGCAUCCUCAAAAUAUCUAGAUACAUCAGAGAAGAGGAUGAAACAGAUCAGGUUGAAGGAGGAGCACAGGAGCAAAAAGUCUAGAAAAGGACAGUUUGUUAGUGUGACUUUUGAGAGACUUCAUCUUCACUGAUCGUACAUGAAAGUUUCGGAAAUCUGUUGCUAUAAUGCGUUUUUUCCCAGAUGAGAAGAGAUGCCCCGCCCCCGCCACAAGAGUUACAGCUGAUUGGCUGUUGCAAAUCUGUUAGAUUUUAUCCUGAAGUAAUUAUGUAUUUCUAAAUGAGUUAUUUAUAAUCAUUGGGAUGACCGUUUCUGAUGAGAAAGAUAUUUAGCUAAAUUAUACAUAAAUUAACUGUUAAACUCUGGUCGCAAAUUCACGCUUUCAGAGGACCCAUUUAAUAUAUACAAAUUAUGUAUCGGUAAUACUACAUUACUGCUGAUGCGAGAGUAGACAGCAUAUUGUAGCAUUUGAGUUAAAGCAGAGAACUCUGGGAAAGUCCUAAAGUCGUCUGCUUGAAGUCAUCUGCAGUCAUAUUUCCCGCCUCUGCUGAAGGCUGUUCGCUCGAGCGGCCAAGUCUGUCACACUCAUCCACCAACUUUCAGGAGCCGUGUAAUAUUUCAAUGUGAUUCUGAUCUUUUGAAAUGUUAGUUUUGUUUAAUGUAGUAUUAUUGAUAUGUAAUUCGUCUUAUUAUGCCUUAUUGUGUGUAAAAGUAGGUCAUUUUAAAUGCGUCCGCCGAAAGUGUGAAUUUGCUACCAGCGUUUAACAGUUAAUUCAUGUAUAAGAUUUCUGAUAGACUUCCUAUGUGCUCAUGUUUGAAAUAGUAAAUAUAUGUACAGUAUCUUUAUAUAAUUUAGCUAAGUAUCCUCAUCAGAAAUGGGUAUUCCAAUGAUUAUGAAUAAACUUAUUUAGAAAUAAAUCAUUACUUCAGGACUAAAUCGGACAGAUUUGCAAGACUAAUCAGCUGUAACUCUUGAGGAGGGGGCGGGGCAUCUCUUCUCAGCUGGGAAAAAAACCGCACUAUAGUGUAUCAACUAUGAACUUGUAGUUUCUUAAGAUAAUUCCAAGCUCUGAUAGGAAAUAUUACAGUGUUAGUUAUGAGAUGUGCAUAAUGGUUAUUAACUGGAGCACAAAUACAAAUUAACCUUUACAUUUAACACAUACAGGCCACACGUCAGUAAUAAAAUAAGUUACUGUGUUGAUAUUAACAUACAGAUAGUUAGGGUGCAUAUAAUAAGAAUAAAUUGUCAAAACAACUCUCUUC
Messenger RNA from Homarus americanus (American lobster), 3058 nucleotides. RefSeq lists its product as uncharacterized. NCBI's taxonomy places the organism in Eukaryota, Metazoa, Arthropoda, Malacostraca, Decapoda, Nephropidae. Bases 182 to 1879 code for a protein of 565 amino acids. Gene Ontology annotation, cellular component: membrane. The transcript has 10 exons. The record is from RefSeq and is a predicted model, not a curated record.